Messenger RNA from Myiozetetes cayanensis, 2016 nucleotides. Its product is annotated as leucine-rich repeat-containing protein 25-like. Gene Ontology annotation, molecular function: protein binding. Lineage: Eukaryota; Metazoa; Chordata; Aves; Passeriformes; Tyrannidae. The record is from RefSeq and is a predicted model, not a curated record. The transcript is spliced from 3 exons. The coding region runs from base 159 to 1313 and encodes 384 amino acids.
AACACGGACAUGGUGGGACAGAAGGACACGGGGGACACGGUGGGGACACAGCAGGGGUGGGCACAAAGGGGAUUGGGAACGAGGAGUGGACAAAACCAUGAUGGACUCAGUGCACGUAGAACACCAGCACGAGUGGCAGCCACGGGAGGGACACCAGGAUGGGGACACCCAGGGACACCCAUCCACUCACAGAAUCCCCCUCCCACCCAGCCCUGGGGUCCCUUCACAUGAAGAGAGGGGGGGGUCUGUGUGCUCCCCCACCCCUCGGAUGCUCCCAGGGCACCGAAGUCUCCCAGCCGGCGCCAGGAGGAUGCUCAGCAUCCCAGGAAAGGAGUGCCCGGUGUGGUGGAGGGGUCAUGGGGGUCCCUGCAGCUCCUCUCAAGCUGCUGCUGCUGCUGCUGCUGCUGCUGUGCCCCGUGACCCCCACAACCCCCCGAUCCCCCUGCUUGGCCGUGCCCACGGGUGACUCCCAGGACCUGGACCUGAGCAACAAAACCCACGGCUGUGCCGAGCUGGACCUGGGCCCUUUCCGCCAGAAGCGACGGCUGUGGCUGAGCCACAACGGCAUCGAGGCCCUGAGCCCCUCGUCCCAGCUCGGGCCCCAGCUGGAGGAGCUGGACCUGGGCUACAACCGCCUGCGGGAGCUGCCCGAGGGGCUCUUCGCCCACGCCACGGCCCUGCGGACCCUGAGGCUGGAGGGGAACCCCCUGCCCGCCGUGCCCCCCGCCGCCUUCCAGCCCUCCCUGAGCUCCCUGUCCGUGUCCUGCCGCUGCGACGUGGUGGGCACCGUGCUGGCCCCCUGCGCCCGCACAGCCGCCCGGUGCCGCUGCCUCAUGUCCCGCCACGAGUUCCUGAACGUCACGGAGUUCUACGACCGCGAGUGCGGGGCCAGUGCGGGGCUGGUGGGCGGCCUGGCUGGGGCGGGCGCCGCGGUGGCCACGCUGGUGGCUGUGGGUGCCGCCCUGGUGUGUUACCGGCGGAGGAGGGCGGGGGCUGCGGUGGCCGGGGCGGGGUGGGGGAAGCAGGACCCCGGUGCAGGCACCCGGCAGCCCCGGUACAUCAGCCGGGACACCGGGAGUGGCACCAACGAGGUCACCGAUGCGCCCGACUACGAGAACGUCUUCGUGAGCCCCGGCACCGCCCCGGCCACCGCGCAGGGAUGGGCACCAGCGUGGCAGGAGCAGCGGUACCAGCCCCAGGUCCCAGAGGAUGAGAAUUAUUUCCUGGAGAGAGAGGCUGAUCCCGGAGACCAGCCCAUCUACGCCAACACCCUGGGCCCCAGCGAGGACGUUUACAUCAUUCCCGACCACUGAGGGGACUGGGAGGGACUGGGGGGGAGUCGGGGAGGACACUGGGGGGACUGGGAGGGACAGGCUCUGCCCCCCACUGCCAUUCUCUCCCUGCUGUCCCCACACCCCGGAGGGGACAGGGCUCCCUGGGUUUCCCCACGGCUGGGCCGGCGACACAGGUGGUUCCCACACACGUUUCCAGUGGGAAUGCCUUUCUGUGUGUGGGGGGGUGUGGUUUUAACACCCUCCCCCCAGCCCCAAGCCCCUCCACCACCCCAGUUCCCACCACGGGGCUCAGCAGGGGCUGAGGUGACGCUUCCUCUCGGGGCCGGUGGCCACCGACCGCGGGGACGCCGCAUCCGCCGGCAGCCGGAGCCUUCCGGCUGGGAUGCACACGCAGGGCCCCCACGAGGAGCUGGGCCAGGGGGUGACCACGGCCUUGGGUUCCUCUUCCCCUUUUGGGGCCGAUGGGGAGCGUCGGGGGCCAGGCAGUUGGGCACAUCCGGGCAUGGCUGCACCACCCAUACUCGUCCUGCUCAAUCUGCCAGGGAAAAUCCCUGGUUUUAACCCUCCUGGUGAGACCCCGAGUUGGGCACCCUGAGGGGAACGGCAGCCUGGGGGGACAGGGGGACCCCCCCGUGGCUUGUCUGGGUGUCCCAUCCCUCUCCCCCUGCCCUGGCCCCUGUGAGGCUUCACCGUGCCCAUUAAAUGGUUUAAUUAUCUCUAA